This is a messenger RNA of Pogona vitticeps (central bearded dragon), 1320 nucleotides long. NCBI's taxonomy places the organism in Eukaryota, Metazoa, Chordata, Lepidosauria, Squamata, Agamidae. The record is from RefSeq and is a predicted model, not a curated record.
AUGGGCAGUCUUCUCCCUCAUCUUGUGCUGGUCUCUUGGCUGACCAACCUGCUGAUCCUGGGCGUUUCCAGUCAGACGGUCCACAGCUUCAGAGACAGCACUGUCCCUUUGGAGGUUCUGGACCAAGAGAAAGCCUACAGCCUUAUCCAGCCGGGCAUCUUCCCGGGCUCCAGAGCUCAGGCCAACCAGUCAGGAGACCUUCUCAGAGAUGUCCUCACACCGGCCCCUCAGCCCUCCGUCAUGUGCUCAAAGCCAACAGAGAUCCGGCACGCCUUCAAGUACAUCAACACUUUUGUGUCUUGCACUAUCUUCAUGGUGGGCAUCAUCGGCAACUCUACCCUCUUGAGGAUCAUCUACAAAAACAAGUGCAUGAGGAACGGGCCAAAUGUCCUCAUUGCCAGCCUGGCUCUCGGGGACCUUCUUUACAUCCUCAUCGCCUUGCCCAUCAAUGUCUAUAAGCUCCUGGCAGAGGAUUGGCCUUUCGGCGUGCAGGUCUGCAAACUUGUGCCCUUUGUUCAAAAAGCUUCCGUGGGCAUCACCGUUCUCAGCCUCUGUGCUCUCAGUAUAGACAGGUACCGAGCUGUAGCCUCUUGGAGCCGGAUCCAAGGGAUUGGAAUCCCCAUGUGGAAGGCGGUCGAGGUGACCCUCAUCUGGGCGGUGGCCAUCAUCCUUGCCAUCCCUGAAGCCGUGGCCUUUAACCUGGUGAAGCUGAAUUACCGUGAACAGAUGCUUUGGGUCUGCAUGUUGGCUCCUGAGCAACCAUAUGGCUUCAUGAUGUUCUACAAGGAUGUGAAGGACUGGUGGCUCUUCGGCUUCUACUUCUGCUUGCCUCUGGCCUGCACGGGUGUCUUCUAUUCCCUCAUGUCGUGCGAGAUGCUCAGCAAGCGGAAUGGCAUGAGGAUAGCGCUCAACGACCACAUGAAGCGGCGCCGCGAAGUGGCCAAAACGGUGUUCUGCCUGGUGGUGAUCUUUGCUCUCUGUUGGCUACCUCUACAUCUGAGCAGGAUCCUCAAAAAGACCAUCUACAACCCGAGGGAUGCUGACCGAUGUGAGCUGCUUAGCUUCCUUCUGGUCAUGGACUACUUUGGCAUUAACAUGGCCUCGCUCAACUCCUGCAUUAACCCUGUGGCUCUCUACUUUGUCAGCCAGAAAUUCAAGAACUGCUUUCAGUCUUGCCUUUGCUGCUGGUGCCAAACGCCCACCCUUGGCAUGGUGCCAACGGAUGAUAAAGCUUCCCUCGGGAAGUGGAAAGCCAAAGGGCAGGAUUUGGGCCUGGACAGGAGCAGCUCCCACCUGAGUAACAAGUACAGUUCUUCUUAG